Trichomycterus rosablanca is the source of this 2998-nucleotide messenger RNA. It is a transcript of the gene rac3a, whose product is annotated as Rac family small GTPase 3a. Lineage: Eukaryota; Metazoa; Chordata; Actinopteri; Siluriformes; Trichomycteridae. Gene Ontology annotation, biological process: small GTPase-mediated signal transduction; establishment or maintenance of cell polarity; cortical cytoskeleton organization. Gene Ontology annotation, molecular function: protein kinase binding; GTP binding; GTPase activity. The record is from RefSeq and is a predicted model, not a curated record. The transcript has 6 exons. Gene Ontology annotation, cellular component: neuron projection; cytoskeleton; cytoplasmic vesicle. The coding region runs from base 119 to 754 and encodes 211 amino acids.
GUUCUACUCCACUCCACGGUCUCUUCUCUCUCAUCCUCCUCAUCCUCCUCAUCCUCACCGCCUCACAUCGUUCCCGCUCCGCCGCUCUUCUGUGGGUUUAAUCCUCCCUGCUGCACAAAUGCAAGCCAUCAAGUGUGUGGUGGUGGGAGACGGAGCCGUGGGUAAGACAUGCUUGCUCAUCAGCUACACCACCAACGCUUUUCCUGGAGAGUACAUCCCUACAGUAUUUGAUAAUUACUCUGCAAAUGUGAUGGUGGAUGGGAAACCCGUGAACCUGGGAUUAUGGGAUACGGCAGGGCAGGAGGACUACGACCGCCUCAGACCGCUGUCCUAUCCUCAGACGCUUCUUACCUGCAGACGAAGGAAACCAGACUCACGCUUGUUUCUUCUGUUCCUACAGGACGUGUUUCUGAUCUGUUUCUCUCUGGUGAGCCCGGCGUCGUUCGAAAACGUCAGAGCGAAGUGGUAUCCUGAGGUCCGUCACCACUGUCCCAACACCCCUAUCAUCCUGGUGGGAACAAAACUGGACCUACGGGACGAUAAGGACACCAUCGAGCGCCUAAGAGACAAGAAGCUGUCCCCCAUCACCUACCCUCAGGGUCUCGCCAUGGCCAGAGAAAUCGGCGCGGUGAAGUACCUGGAAUGUUCUGCUUUGACUCAGAGAGGACUGAAGACGGUGUUCGAUGAGGCGAUCCGCGCCGUGCUCUGCCCUCCGCCCGUCAAGAAGAGAGGGAAGAAGUGUACUGUGUUUUAAAAACAAGUACACACACACACACGGGAUCAACUAAACGUGGCACAACACCUCACUGUACCAAAUUUACACCCUGUCCAAUUCAUUCCUGUACUUAAUUGCCUUAAUUGGUGCUUAAUUCGUGGUGAGGUCAUGUGUGUACAGUGUCAGACGUGUGUGUGUGUGUGUGUGUGUGCUGAUACCUGAUUCUACAAUACAUCCCGAUAUUCAACACUUCGAUUCAAUUACUCUUCGGUGCAGCUGGUAGACUGGCUGUCAUGCUGUCUGUUAGGGGCUUCUCAUGCCCCCCCGUGUCCAUGUGGUUAUCCUUCAGGUAUUGUUUUUUACCCCCCCCCCCCAUCCUAAAAAAACAUGCAGUAGGUGGAUUGGCUACUUUGAAUUGCUCAUGUAUUAAUCAGCUCAUGCAUCAACACUCCUUGAUUUUGAUGAGUAAGUGGCAUCCUUGGGUUGAGUGGGUGGAGUGGAGAUGUGGGUAAAAGUGGAAAUUUUGGUGCGGUGGAGAUGUGGGUGUGGUGAAGAGGUGGGCGUGGUUUGAUAUGUGGGUGUGGUGGUGGAGAUGUGGGUACAGUAGAGAUAUGGGCAGAGUUAAGAGAUGUCUCGCAGCUAUGUGGAUAGAGUGGAGAUGUGGGCGUGGUGGUGAUGUGGGUGUGCUAAAGAUGUGGGUGGAGUAGUAAAGUGGGCGUGUCCGAAAGGGCGUGUCUUUUUGCAUUCCGAUUGCAUGUACAAAUGUGUCGGAAUCUGUGUGAAUAAUUGUGUAAAUAAGUUCGGUAUGAGGGCAGAAUUUACGAGUAUCGGCUACUGAGUACGAUUUUUUGUUGUUUGUGCGACUCUACUGUACGUGAUUGUAGCUACAGCACAAGCUAAUACGGUUAUGUAACGAGAAACGUUUACUGAAACGCGUCCGUCUGAAGUUUGUUGGCGUCUGAUGCUCGACUGGGUGUCGUGUUUAAAGGAAAACUCGGCCAAUAAUGAAACGCACACAGUUUCUACUUACCAAACAGUCCAUUAACCAUUUUUGGUGUGUAAAGCUUCCAGCUACGAGGCUAAUAUUGCUAAAGGGUCAUAAAAGUGUACGCAGUAUUGAGUCUUAAAUUCUGUAAUCUUUAAUAAUGAAUGUUUUUGCUACAUUAGUAUGAAACGUAUUUCACACGGUGAAGUGAACGCUAUCUGAAUUUCUGAUAUUUAUACUGAAAUAGGCUAAAUUUUAAGCCUUUGUGUUUACAGCAUGUUAGCGAGUCAGCUAGCAACCUAGCUAACAUAAUUGUCUGCUUAUGAUUAAAUAGCUUUCUAGCAGACUUUGAGCUAGGUUUUGUUAACAAUGUUUAAAUAGCAUAACGUUAACUAAUAGAUUCAUGCUGUCUAGUGAGUGUUCAUGAAUACAGUGUUAGGUAGCUCACUAGCAAACUUGGUACACUAUGAAAUACACUGUAAAAUGUGACGUUAGCGAGCGUGCAAGAAAACUGUUAACUCCACGCCGGCGAUAUUUUAUCUGACCUAAGCUAGCUUACUGGUGAUCUUUGCUUCUGGUUUUGCCCAGACCAUCAAAUCACCACUGGUGUCACCAUGAUUCGCAGUAACGCCGCAGACAGUAACACAAAGGCAAAGGCGCAAAGUUUUCGCUUUCUUCUAAAGAAAGAACUUUAGCAUCGUGGCUGGGAGUAACACGCAAAUGUACAUUUUCUAUUUUGACUGAAAAUUGCGGACCUGCCGUUAACACAGCGGUAACGGUCACAGCAAAUGUCUCGGCUAAUCGAUCUAUUUGGAGUAAAGGGGAACAUUGUGGAGGUCUCAUUUUUGGCUGAAUUGUUCCUAUCGAAGGUCUUUUUUAUUACAGUAUUGUAUGUGUAUUUAAUUAACACGUCUUUUUUUAUAUAAACCGGAACUUUUCUGUCUUCUUUUGAAUUUCACUCAAUUUUUGCAGUAUACUAGCUGAAAUGUGCCAUUGUGGAUUGUUUUGUGCGGCUAGCAUGCCAAAUUUUUAACUUUAGAUAAUACCUGCAUCUAACUUCAUUUCUUUUUAGUUUUAUUAAGUGUGUGUGAGUGUGUGUGUGUGAGAGAGAAUGGUUGUUAGACGUGUAAAAUAAGCCGUGUGUGUUUCGCUGUUACAUGACGAUGGUUAUCUACGUUAAUCUUACACUUAUCAAUGUGAACAAAACGACGUUCAGAAACCAUUUGAAUUGUUACUAAAAUGAAUCUGUCUGUAUGAUUUAACAUGUAUGCAUUAAUAAAAUCAAGUCCCUGAAUGUA